CAGAGCAUGACCCAAUGCCAGAAACUAAGGAUGUCUGGUAGGGAUAAAAACAUUCUGUGGGGAUUAAUGCUUCAUUUUACAGUGGCUGCAUGUCAGAGUGUGCAUCAUCCAUCUAAUGUUUGUGCCAUGACCGGGUCGACUGUCACCAUCCCUUGCACCUUCACCCCCCUGAGGACCUGUUGUAGUCCUACAGGACCACAGGUCAAACUAAAGGUUGUCAGAGUCAGGUGGUGUUCAAACCAUCUCAUAUGUCACGGUACCACCCCAUCAGUGUAUGACAGCGAGUUCAAAACCACAGACCUCAACCGGGAAUCCAGAUACAAAUACCUGGGAAACAAAACUGGAGACUGCACUUUACAGAUCAGAAAUGUGGAGAAAAGUGAUGAAAGCAUUCUGCGCUUCAGGAUGGAGGUGAAUUACUCAGUGGGACAUUUCACAGAGCCGUCAGGAGUGAACCUCAAAGUGGUCGAAAGUAUGAAGCUGAAGGUAACACAUGAUGGAGCUUUGAGUCCAGGUGGGAGCCUCUCUCUGUUCUGUUCAGCUCAGUCACAACACUGCAGCUUCCAGAACAUGGAGGUCACCUGGAUGAAAGAUGGCCACACCCUCUCUGAGAAAGGCCCCGCCCUACGGAUCAACGCGCUGACAGCAGGGGAUUCAGGGAACUACACAUGUGCUUUGAAGAAUGUCAAGAAUACAGGCUCUGCAGCGUUCAGCCUGAUUAUGAAUGUAGAUGAAGAGGACAGUGAUAAUCUGAUUUUGACGGUCGGUGUGGUGUUCGGGGCCCUCUUGGCUCUGUUCACUCUCAUUCUGCUCUUCAUCAUCUUUAAAAGGAAGCGUGCUGCUGCGGCCCAUGAGGGUCAUACAAGUGUUGGAGAGGAAACAAGUGUAAAGUCUGAUCACAUCUACAGUCACAUAGUUCUGUCUGAUGGGCACAAAAUCACUCAAACCGUGGACGACGUCAGCUACGCCGCCAUACUGUUCAAACACACCAAGCAGAGCAGUUCUAAUAGAGGAAUUGCGGGCAAAGAGGAGGCCGUCGUUUACUCUUCAGUCGUCUGCAGAUGAUGAUGGUGAUCAAGUCUCUUCUUCUACCAUGUGACUGUGUGGUGCUUGUGGGAAAUGGUGUUUGUUAACAGUCACCAAACACUUUUAUAAUAAAACAUCUAACUGGUUUCUUAUUCCUGUUUAAAGUAAAAAAGAUGUUUGCAUUGCAUGUGUUUGUUUUUCUGACACUUGUAAGUAUAUUAAGGUACAAAGUAAAGGUCAAAGUUCAUCUGUUUUUGUUUCUGUUUUUUUGUUUUUGUUUUUAAUGACAGGCAGAGUUUGUUGCUGUUUUACAUUAUAUCACUGAAACAUUCUCUUAAUUUCAUUUUUUGUUGAAAACUUUUACAGACACCACCAACACAGACACAAAGAUAUUUAUGAAAUGUUAUAAAUAAGUGUAAUAAAUCUAUACCUGUGAGGAGCAGCUUAUUUACUUUUGUAAAUUUCUCUCUUCAUUUUAGGUCAUAGCCGCCUGAGACCCAGCAAUAUAUUUUUGUCCUGUGUUGGGGACAAGAAUUUCACAGCUUUAAUUUAAAAACAUUUUCUGGG
Sphaeramia orbicularis (orbiculate cardinalfish) is the source of this 1593-nucleotide messenger RNA. RefSeq lists its product as uncharacterized. Bases 7 to 1065 code for a protein of 352 amino acids. The transcript has 7 exons. The record is from RefSeq and is a predicted model, not a curated record. Lineage: Eukaryota; Metazoa; Chordata; Actinopteri; Kurtiformes; Apogonidae.